AUGGCCGCGCGUCAGGGUGGGGGAAGGUCACGUGGUUGGGGGCGCCGCCCGAUCCAUGGGGUGGGGGAAGGGGAUGCCAUGGAACGGCGACGCGGCGAGCUGAGGGCGACGAUGGGGGCGGGCCGGAUGCAGACGACUGUGGCCGGCCGCACGUGGAGCGAGGGCGCGAGCGAGGAUAAGGGCGCCCGCGCGAUGGCGAUGAUGGCCGCGCGAGAUCGGUGGUCUAACGUUUUUGGGGGUGGGUUCAGUUCUUCAAGUCUGCAGGACUGGUUCAUCGAGACACAGCUUUCUUCACCAACGAUAGCUAUGCUGCCGAUGAAUGUUGACGCGGCCGUAUCAAGCUCUUCACAGCAGGCUGCUCUAGCAGCCACCACGGAUAAGCGCAACAAGCCUCGGUACCAUCCAUUUACUCAGCAGCAGCUUCCAGCAUGCCAUUGUAUACUUAAACCUCCGACUGCGAUUGCUGCAAUUGCGUUGGUGGGCAUAAUUUUUAUUCCGAUAGGUCUUGCCUGCAUGGCAGCCUCAAACAAGGUUGUUGAAGUGGAUCAAUAUGAAACCGCAUGCAUACCGGAGAAGAUGCGUGGCAACAAAGUUGCUUAUAUCCAGAAUCCUUCGACAGAAAAGUCCUGCCCAAGGUUGCUCAAGGUUCAUGCGCAUAUGAAGGCGCCAAUUUACGUAUAUUAUAAACUCGACAAAUUCUACCAGAACCAUAGGAGGCAGGGCAUCGCGUGGAGGAGUGACAGAGGCCACCUGUUCGGUGACCGUGUGUACCCAAGAAACUUCCAGACCGGCUCUCUGGUUGGCGGCGGGAAGCUUGAUCCGAACAAAUCUCUGAGUGAGCAGAAGGAUCUGAUGGUGUGGAUGCGAACGGCGGCGCUGCCGGCGUUCCGGAAUCUGUACGGGAGGGUCGAGGUGGACCUCUACGCCGGCGAUGAGGUAGCAGUGAUGGUGCAGAACAACUACAACACGUACAGCUUCGGCGGGAAGAAGGCGCUGGUGCUGUCCACCACCGGCGUGCUGGGCGGCAGGAGCAGCUUCCUCGGCCGCGCGUACCUGGCCGGCAGCAUAGCCUGCCUCGCCCUGGCGCUGCUUCUCACGCUGCUCUUUCUCCUCCCGGUGCGAGCGCCCGCGUCGUAG
Molecule: messenger RNA, 1137 nt
Organism: Miscanthus lutarioriparius
Lineage: Eukaryota; Viridiplantae; Streptophyta; Magnoliopsida; Poales; Poaceae
Source: the annotation of a GenBank genome assembly